Thunnus maccoyii (southern bluefin tuna) is the source of this 6221-nucleotide messenger RNA. It is a transcript of the gene setd5, whose product is annotated as SET domain containing 5. Gene Ontology annotation, molecular function: protein binding. The record is from RefSeq and is a predicted model, not a curated record. Lineage: Eukaryota; Metazoa; Chordata; Actinopteri; Scombriformes; Scombridae. The transcript is spliced from 25 exons. The coding region runs from base 642 to 5234 and encodes 1530 amino acids.
GCGUGGUUGUGUGUCAGUUUCGCUGGGACCCGCGGUCGGUGCCGGUGAGGAGGGGGAUGGGCGCCUCUGCGACUGUAAGGAUCCGAGACAGAGUCAGAGCCCCGUAUCACAUACAGCAGCAUAUACCCCAUUAUAAAUAGCGACUGUAAAUAUUCAAUACACUCAAAUAAAUGGAUUUAUCCACCGGGGAUCUAUCGUAGACACUCAAUGGAUGCACUGCACCUGAACAGGACAGGGAGUUUAACUUUCCUUCUAUGUGUGGGAGACACUGAGAAGUUUGUUUCCUACCCCUGGAGAGGGAGCUACUUUUAAGGGCAAAGGAUACAGGAGACUCCGAGGCCGACGUCAGGCCUACUGGUCUGGCUGGAUUUGAUGUUGGGAUACUCUAAGGACUUCCUUCUGUACAUGAAUUUGCCUCGCUUGUACAAGUUUGGAAUGCCUCUUUAGGUCCCCCAUGACCGUGAGCCGUGGGCUACGGCUCGGCGGCGCCCCACCUCUGGAGUGGUCUGUUGCUGUAGUUGGGACCCUGUGAUUUCCCUCCCCAUCUCUCCUCCUCCCCCCCGUCCCAUCCUGUCCCUCCCCUCCCCCUCCCCCUCCUCCCCCCUCUUCCCCCACUCCCACGCGUCGCUGUGCUGGACGUCAUGAGCAUAGUAAUCGCGCUGGGAGUCACCACACCUGAAACGUCUUACUCAGAUAUGGCUGCUGGAUCAGACCCGGAGUCAGUUGAAGCAAGCCCUGCCGUGAAUGAGAAAAACUACAACAACCACAGCUGUGGGAGCGCACAGAGUCAUGGGUAUCGGGGACUACCAUAUGCUAUGCAACAGUCUUCCGUUGUGUGUUGUCAGGAUCACAACUAUGGCGCGCCCCCUCCCCCCACCCCACCCGCCUCCCCGCUCUCCCAAACCAUCAUUCCCCGCAUGGAUCUCAACGGCGUGGUACGCAGCUCCCGCUAUCACGAAACCACAGAGGACAACUCAGCCGACAGCGACAGCUCCUCAGAGGAGGAUGGGGCCGUGGCCAGCUGGUGUCACUGCAGCCUGACGCCGGACGGCCUGCUCAUCAAAUGUGACAAUUGCAGGGGACUUGACAGGAGGAAAGGAGCAGAGGGCCAACACAGGAAAACAGAAAAUGUCUCAGCUGGAGAGAGCAGUGCCACAGAGAGUGGUGAUGAGGAGGUAUCGCCCUCCACCAUCUCCUACACCGCCACCCAGCAUACGCCCACCAGCAUCAAACUCACUGUCAACCGGGUCAAAAGGAGCAAAUCCAAAAAGAGGAAAAAGAGCACGGAGAAGGCCCGCGGAACGCCGAAGGGCAAGAAAGUCAAGGCUUUCAGAGAGGGUUCUAGGAAGUCUAUGAGGAUGAAGAACUCAACAACGGAGGCCAACGUGCUGGACGAGAACACAGCAGAGGGAUGGGAGAGCAGGAUCCGCCAGUGGACAGACCAGUAUGAGGAGGCUUUAGCCAACCAAUACAGCGCUGACGUCCAAACGCUGCUCCAGCUUCACCGUGCUGCCAGCACCACUGUCUCAAAGACAGAGAGCGACACCACAACACCUCCCGCCACCACACAGAUCCACGCCUCAGUCGACGCCAUGGACACCAUCAACCGCACUGAGCUGGCCUGUAACAACACAGUGCUGGGCUCACAAAUGCAGCUGCAGUUGGGGCGGGUCACACGGGUGCAGAAACACAGAAAGAUCCUCCGAGCUGCCAAGAACCUAGAACCAGACACUCUCAUCAUUGAAUAUCGGGGAAAGGUCAUGCUCAAACAACAGUUUGAGGUCAACGGACACUUCUUCAAAAAACCCUACCCUUUUGUGCUGUUCUACUCAAAGUUUAACGAUGUAGAGAUGUGUGUCGAUGCAAGGACCUUUGGAAAUGAUGCCCGCUUCAUCAGGAGGUCCUGUACACCAAAUGCUGAGGUCCGGCAUAUGAUUGCUGAGGGCAUGAUCCAUCUGUGUAUCUACGCUGUCAGUCAAAUCACAAAGGACGCUGAGGUCACCAUUGGAUUUGACUACGAGUUCAAUAGCUGUAAUUACAAAGUGGACUGUGCCUGCCAUAAGGGCAACCAGAACUGCCCGGUGCAGAAACACAACCUGAGCCCCAGGGAGAGCUUGCUGAGUCCCCCGUCCCUGCCGCCUCCCUCCCCUCUGGUUGGUGCUGAGACUCGACGGAGGAAGGCCCGUAGGAGAGAGCUGGAGGGCUGCCUGACCGGGGACGGCAGCCAGAACCUCGACCAGCACCAGGAGGCCAAAGAACUGCAGGGGACCAGUGAUGCAGAGGAGAGACUGCUGGAUGAGAUGAAGGUGGAAGAGGGAGAGGAAGGAGAGGUGGAUGAAAAUGGGGUUGCCAUCUCCAGUAAAAGAACAUUUAACAGUCUGGAAAGGAGGCGGAGGAGAGUAGGAGGAGCAGAUGUAAAGGAGGAGGGUGUGGAAACUGAGGACGGGGCAGGAAACCCCGCAGGGAACACACCCAUACCCCACAACACAGGAGUGGGGGUCAGCACACGGCGCACCACCUAUGUCAUGGAGGCGCCAUCCAUUGAAGAUAAGACCUCAUUACCCAACCUGCCCGCCCCAGUUGCUCCACCUAAACCUGCACGACCUACCAAGCCUCGGCCCAAAAGUCGAAUCUCUCGCUACCGGUCCAGCUCAUCCCAGCGUGCCCGGCGGCAGCGUCAAGCCCUCGCCCAACAGGCAGCGGCGGCCGCGGCUGCUGCAGCGGUCGCAGCGACACCAUCGUCAUCCGAGCAAGGUGCUGCUCUGGAUGAGGAGGGAUCUCAGGGCCCAUAUGGUGCUGAACUGGGCCACGGGGAGGGCGGUCUGGGGGCCAGUCAUCUCCUAGAGGGGGAUGGCCAGGGACUAAGCUGCAUAAACAGAGGCAACUUGCGCUACCCCAAGACCAAGAAGUACCUGGUGACAGAGUGGUUAAACGACAAGGUUCCUGGAGGGGAGAAGGUCCACCAAGAGUUGCCCGUUGAGCGGCCGCUGCGGAUAACCACUGACCCCACGGUGCUGGCCACCACCCUCAACAUGUUGCCAGGCCUCUCACACUCAUCGCUCAUCUGCACCACACCCAGACACUACGUCCGCUUCGGCUCCCCCUUCAACCCCGAGAGACGCCGACCCCGCCCGCUCCAAAUGGACGGCACUUAUGGCUGCUUCAAAAAGAGAUGGAUCAAGCAAGUGGAGGAUGAGAGUUAUUCAGCCAGUGUGGAGGACGGCACUGAGUCCACCUCCUCCCAGCAAAGUACCAGCAGCAGAUCCACCCCCAACCCACUGUCUAGCGAACUGAAUGCACCGUUCAAGAAGCGCCGCGCCAAGUAUAUGACAGAGACAACACCAGCACCUUCAGACCACCUGCUACGCCCUCUGUCACCCAUCACACCGCCCCUCCCAGAGGACCCCCUCCACCCGCUGCUCCACACCCCAUGUGGCUCCCUGCUGCCCAACGGCCUGGCAUACUCACCCAUGCCCUCACUGCCUGCCAGCCGCUGCAACACGCCGCUGCAAUUCGAAAACAUAUCAUCCCCUGAGGCAUCUCCUGUUCACCGGCCAGAGUCCAUCUCUCCUGAGCCAUGUCUUCAGACAGACUUUGACGUCCCUCGGCCCCAGUUCCCAGACCUGUCACUUCCCUCCAGCUUGGAGAGCCCCGUGGCCGUAACCUCAGAUGACUUUUCCCUUCCUGGAGGUCCUUCAGGCCACGAUUCCCAGGGCCCAUCAUCUGUAGGCACCAGUUCCCUAAACCCAGUGUCCUGUCCCACCUCAGACCUAACCCCCCAAAACAGGGAGCAGGCCUUCAGGACAGAGUUCAACCUCAUAUACACCUGCUCACCUCUCAACGCAAACCUGGGGAACCCCGUGGCCACUGACCGGCGCCUCUCCCAGUCGGAAGGAGGUUUCUCCCCAGCAGAGUCCUUCCAUAGUUCCAUAAGCGGCCAGGGUCUGCUGGGGGAUGUAGGCCCUGGCUCAAUGUCACCCUACGGUGAGCCUCAUUAUGGGGGAGGCUACCCAGAUAGUGGCACACCUCCUCACACCAGCAACCCACCGCAAAAGAAGAAGAGGGCCAACCAGCAUACCAUUAGUCUGCUGACAGGGAAGCCAGAUUACCAGGCUAUAGCUGUAAGAAGUGAAUACAAGCCAGUACAAAAUAUGGUGUCUUUGCUGGAGUACCGUAAGAGGAAGCAGGGCAGCAGUCGUGACUCAGAGCCAGCCGGCAGCAGCUCGUCCCUGGGCGGCACCCCCACUCGGCCUGGCUCCCACUACAGCCAGGACUCCCAUCAUCUCCUUCCCCAUCCCCACUCACAUCACCAGAUGCAGCCACCGGCCUCCCCGCACAGCUCUUUCUCCUCUUCAGCACAAACCUCCUCCAUCCCACAGAUAGAGGAGGUCAGUCCUCCAGACCACCAGGGCUCGUCUGUGCAGUCCAGACGCCCGGAGAGCAACAACCAGUGGAUGGUUCCCACCAGUGUUGAACGUCUAAGGGAAGGUCAGGGGGUUCUGGAGCGAGUGCUCAGAAGCAUCAAGAUGGAGCGAAUAUACAAGAGGAGUGAUGGCUCUACAGAGAAAGAAUCUGAUGCAGAUCGGUAUGAGAUGCAGGCCGUGUCCAUGGCUUCCCCCAUGAAGAGUCCACACAGAUACAGUCCAUCUGUGUACUCACACCAGUCAUCAGAAAGUCACCGGCAGACCGACAGUCCAUCAUUCAUCCAGCAAACCUCCAACUCUCCAUUCCGGGGUUCCUACAGUCCCUCAUCAGGCCAGAGCUUCUACCCACGCCUCUCCUCCUCCUCCCACCCAGGCCUGUCCCAGGACCACCCUCCAUCCUCCUACCCCAUUCACACCACCACCCCCACCUCCUCGUCAGACUCCAGGUCGCCAGCGGGCUCUCUACACCAGCAGAGUGGCAGCAGUAACGUGGACGGAGGUCACAGCUACGGCAGCAGCCACUUAAAAGCGAGCCUUUUGAACAGCAGCGGCCUGGCGGGGACUCCUACCCCGGGACCCAGGGCCCACGGGCAGACUAAAACAGACUCGAGUGCCCAGGCCUCCAGAGGGAGCCAGCAGCAGGCGUCUCGCGGCCUGAAGUCUGGCAGCCCGGGCCAGCUGCAGGCCGGCUCCAGGCUGCUGUCGGCCUCCGGACCGACACACUAUCCACAGAGAGGGACAAGCCUCAGUCAGUUCCAGCACUCCCCUCUCCAGGGACCGGGAGUAAGGACACAGUCAGGAAGCUUUUAGGACCUUGUUCAAGUAUGUGUGAGCGUGUGUGUAUGUGUGUGUGUAUGAAGCUGCGUACCUCCUCAACCCCUAAACCUGUGGUGAAAUGGGGCUCAGGGAGUUUGGGGAGGGGAAAUGUACAGACCUAAGAGGAGCACGGACUUCUUUACGGAUUUCUCCUUUUCUUAUUUUCUGUCUUUUCUUUCUUUAUUUUCAGAAAAAAAAACAAAUGACCACAUUCUGCACAAAGCUAAUCAUUGACUCGGGACAUCAUUAUGGAAUCAAUGGAAAAAGCGAUUUGGAUAACACGUUCUGGAAAAAAAAAAAACAAGAAAUCACAUGUAACUUGAAAUUGUCCCCAGUGUUUCGUCAUGUGCCGGACUGUGCAAACAGGCUCUAUAAUGUGGGAAAGUUAAAAGUUCCACACAAAUGUCUGUACAAAGUUAUUAAAAAAAAAACAAACCCUACCUGUCGUCAUGGUACCCAGGUUGGAUAAAUGCUGAGACGCAUAUGUAACUGAAAGCAAGAGUUGUUUUAUUUUUAAACUUUUUUUUUUUUUUUUUGUCAACGUUACUUUUUUGAUUUGGCGAGUGGCCGAGUCUGUGCUGCAGUAAGUAAGUGUUUCAUUUGGAAAGGGGAAAUAAUGCAAGGUCAACACGUCAAUCAUCCGUUCUAAAGAUGCAUUAGAGGGGAGGGGAGGGGAGGGGGGGGGUUCUCCCUGGAUAGGAUCAUUCCACAUGAUUACCAGCUUCCGUGUUAUCUCACUAAACAUGAAAACAAGCCCCCUUUUUUUUUUUUCCUCAAGGUUCUCCGUCUGUUCCAGUGUUCUGUUGUUUUUUUUUCCCUCCCUCCUCUGUUCGUUCAUCCCCACUGGACUCUUUGAUUUCACUCUAGUACUACUUCACUGUAGACUUCUGAUAUUGUACUUGAGACAUACAGGUCUUAUGAUUCAUGGUGCUGCAUUAUUGUUUUUUUUCCAAUAAAUUUGAAAUCCAGUUAUGUUCCCCA